AUGGUACAAGGCAUUGAAGACAGAAGACGGAAAGCUUAUGGUAAGGAUUACACUAGCUAUCAUUACCCCCCAUCCGCCCCCCCUCCCGUCCGCCACCCGACCCGACCCGAUCCCACCUCACCCCACCUCACCCCACCUCACCCCACCUCCGCCUCCCUCUCUACACCCCCGUCUACUCACACACCCGCACCCACGAUGGAUGUCGACAGCGAAGUCACCAAGCUCGUGGAAGAAAUCACCCGCCUCGGUGACAAAGGUCCUGACGGCAAAGUCUCCGUCAAGUUCGUCAAGCUGAUCGACGACGACCGAUGCGGCAACAUUUUUGAGGCCAUCAUCGGCACGCUCAAGGCGGCGCGCCGCAGCAACGUGCUCACCUUCGAGGGCGAGUUCCUGCUCAAGGGCGUCCACGACGAUGUCGACAUCACCCUUCUCUGA
Messenger RNA from Chondrus crispus (carragheen), 435 nucleotides. RefSeq lists its product as hypothetical. NCBI's taxonomy places the organism in Eukaryota, Rhodophyta, Florideophyceae, Gigartinales, Gigartinaceae. The record is from RefSeq and is a predicted model, not a curated record. Bases 1 to 435 code for a protein of 144 amino acids. Gene Ontology annotation, biological process: regulation of actin filament-based process. The transcript is spliced from 3 exons.